AUGUCCGGAGUCUUAACGCCUGCUUCCUCGACCAGCACGUUCUGCGAGCCUUCUGCCUUCCAUCCCACACGGGUGGAAGAAGAGGCUAGACGGGAGGAACGGCGCGCAGAGCAGUAUGGCGGUGAUGUCCCCGAGGAUCCUGUACCCAAGACAGCCCCAUAUGUGCCUUCAGUUGUUGACGAGAAGAUUGACCCGAAUCAAGUUGACUGGGACGGCCCGGAUGACCCUGAAAAUCCCCAGAACUGGUCGACCGGACGAAGGUGGUUCAUCACUUUCCUCGGCCUUGUCAUGACGAUCAAUGUUACGUUCGCCUCUUCUGCCCCGUCGUCCGCAGGUCCUACGAUCGCAGCCACCUUCGACAAAUCUGCUGAAUAUGGCUACCUCGUCACCACAGUCUUCCUCUGCGGCUACGUUAUCGGACCUCUGUUCUGGGGCCCUGGGUCCGAGCUGCUGGGUCGCAGGCCGCUGUUCCUGCUCACCCUCGGUGCCUACACCAUCCUUCACCUCGGACAGGCGUUGGCAACCAACAUCGAGACGCUGCUUGCCACCCGGUUCCUCGGCGGAUUCUUCGCCGUCGCACCGCUGACGAACUGCGGUGGGCUCAUGUUCGAUAUCUGGGAUCCAAUCCGACGAGGCAUUGCCACCGCUCUGUUCGUUGCGGGCGUCUUCAUUGGACCCGUUCUUGGUCCUAUAAUCGGCGGCUUCUUGACGACGAGUUACCUCGGUUGGAGAUGGGUUUUCUGGAUCAUGAUGAUCUUCGCUGGCGCCUGUACCUUCGUCGCCGCGAUCUGGGUGCCGGAGACUUACGCGCCGGUGCUUCUGCAGCAGAAGGCUCAGCGCCUGAGGAAAGCGGAUCCUGUGAAGAAUGCUGACCUCUACGCCGAACAUGAGCGCGCGGACUGGUCAGUCAAGGGCAUCAUGCACCGGACGCUCUACCGGCCUCUCCUUAUGCUGGCAAUCGAGCCCAUCUUGUUGCUGGUCACCAUCUACCUCUCACUUGUGUAUGGUGUCCUCUACGCACUCUUUGAAGCCCUUCCCGUCAUCUUCGUCCACACACGCAACUUCACCGUCGGCGAGUGCGGGCUGAUCUUCAUCGGCGUCGGUAUCGGCACCACGAUCGGCGCCGCAUCCUUCAUCCCGCUGACCGCACACUACCCGCGCCUCAUGAAGGAGUGGCGCGGGUUCCCGCCGCCGGAGCAGCGGCUGUUCGGCGCCAUGAUCGGCGGGACGAGUCUCGUGCUGGGCUGCUUCUGGCUCGGGUGGACGGGCAACUACCCCAGCGUGCCGUGGUACGUCCCUGCGCUGGGAACGAUCCCCAUCGGCGCGAGCGUGAGCAUGGUGUUCAUCUCUUUUUUGACGUAUCUGGUGGACACCUACUUGGGCUACACUGCAUCGGCAUUCGCCGCAAGCACGAUGAUGCGUUCCGCCGUCGGCGCGGCCUUCCCGCUGUUCACCACGCAGAUGUUUGAGAAUCUUGGCAUUAAUUGGGCGUGCACGCUCAUCGGUCUGCUCGGACUUCUCCUCGCGCCCAGUCCUUUCCUGUUCUACAAAUACGGGGCCCUCAUUAGGUCUAAGAGCAAAUUCUCUCCGUCUCCUGUGAGUAUCAUAUUCACGUUGCGUUUCAUUUCACGGUGGACUGACUGUUUUGGCGCUAUGUCUCAGGAUCUACUCAUUGCGGAGGAGUUGGCAGCGGAGGCUCGCGCGUCGGCUGGAAAGGAGAAGCAAGAGGUCUGA
Rhodofomes roseus is the source of this 1734-nucleotide messenger RNA. Its product is annotated as MFS general substrate transporter. Gene Ontology annotation, molecular function: transmembrane transporter activity. The transcript is spliced from 7 exons. Gene Ontology annotation, biological process: transmembrane transport. The record is from RefSeq and is a predicted model, not a curated record. The coding region runs from base 1 to 1734 and encodes 577 amino acids. NCBI's taxonomy places the organism in Eukaryota, Fungi, Basidiomycota, Agaricomycetes, Polyporales, Fomitopsidaceae.